GCUGCCGAGGGCGCCAGCGCGGCCCCGGGGAGCGCGAGGAGCCAGCGAGCGCGCGGCCUGCCGUUGGCGGCCUGGUCCGCUGCGCUCGGCGCCCAUCCGCCCCGGAGUCAGGGCCUCAGCCCGCGGGAAGAUGGUGUCCUGGAUAAUUUCCCGAGCCGUGGUACUGGUGUUUGGAAUGCUUUAUCCUGCAUAUUAUUCAUACAAAACUGUGAAAACAAAAAACGUGAAGGAGUAUGUUCGAUGGAUGAUGUACUGGAUUGUUUUUGCCCUCUACACUGUGAUUGAAACAAUAGCAGAUCAAACAGUUGCUUGGUUUCCUUUGUACUAUGAACUGAAGAUUGCUUUUGUCAUAUGGCUGCUCUCUCCCUAUACCAAAGGAGCAAGUUUGAUAUAUAGAAAAUUCCUUCAUCCACUUCUUUCUUCAAAGGAAAGGGAGAUUGAUGAUUAUAUUGUACAAGCAAAGGAACGGGGCUAUGAGACCAUGGUGAAUUUUGGACGGCAAGGUCUAAACCUAGCAGCUACUGCAGCUGUCACUGCAGCGGUGAAGAGCCAAGGAGCCAUAACUGAACGUUUAAGAAGUUUCAGUAUGCAUGAUUUAACAGCUAUACAAGGUGAUGAGCCUGUGGGACAAAGACCAUAUCAGCCUUUACCAGAAGCAAAAAAGAAAAGCAAACCAACCCCCAGUGAAUCAGCAGCUUAUGGAAUUCCACUAAAAGAUGGAGGUGAAAAAACAGAUGAAGAAGCGGAUGGGCCAUAUUCAGAUGAUGAGAUGUUAACACACAAAGGGCUUCGGAGAUCACAAAGCAUGAAAUCUGUGAAAACCAUCAAAGGCCGCAAGGAGGUGCGGUAUGGUUCACUAAAAUAUAAAGUGAAGAAGAGACCACAGGUGUAUUUUUAGUCAUCUAUACUUCAGAUAUCCUAAAUAAUGCUAAUAGAUCAACUUCAUUUUCUAAUAUGAUAUAUUCAGGAUUUACAUAUUAAAAUAGUUCUU
Messenger RNA from Marmota flaviventris (yellow-bellied marmot), 991 nucleotides. RefSeq names its product receptor accessory protein 3 (gene Reep3). Gene Ontology annotation, cellular component: cytoplasmic microtubule; endoplasmic reticulum tubular network; endoplasmic reticulum membrane. Lineage: Eukaryota; Metazoa; Chordata; Mammalia; Rodentia; Sciuridae. Gene Ontology annotation, biological process: endoplasmic reticulum tubular network organization. The record is from RefSeq and is a predicted model, not a curated record. Gene Ontology annotation, molecular function: microtubule binding.